Molecule: messenger RNA, 4046 nt
Organism: Cyprinus carpio (common carp)
Lineage: Eukaryota; Metazoa; Chordata; Actinopteri; Cypriniformes; Cyprinidae
Product: E3 ubiquitin-protein ligase RNF34
Biological process (GO): protein K48-linked ubiquitination; negative regulation of extrinsic apoptotic signaling pathway via death domain receptors; proteasome-mediated ubiquitin-dependent protein catabolic process
Cellular component (GO): cytoplasm; plasma membrane
Molecular function (GO): ubiquitin protein ligase activity
Source: RefSeq, a predicted model, not a curated record
UUUGCCAUUACGUUAUGCUCUUUUCUACACAUACACAAGGAUGACAGAAAGAGAAGACGUAAUGGAGUGUUCCUGAGCGUCCUUGCGAUGAAAAUCACUUUAAUAUUCGACAGUAUUCGAGGAAGGGAGUUGCAAUGAAGGCGGGGGCCUCCUCCAUGUGGGCGUCAUGUUGUGGGCUGCUGAACGAGGUGAUGGGCACAGGGGCGGUCCGCACCCAGCAGCCGGGUUUUGGAGCCGGAGCCGGGCCGUUCCGCUUCGCCCCCAGCGCUGGUUACUCCACCUACCCACCCAGCAGCACCACCUCAGGAAGUGCAGGCCUGGUGUGCAAAGCCUGCGGACUGGCCUUCUCUGUGUUCAGACGAAAGCACGUUUGCUCAGACUGCAAGAAGAGCUUUUGCUCUCUGUGUUCUGUGCUGCAGGAGAACCUGCGGCGCUGCGCCACCUGCCACCUGCUGUGGGGCACGGCCUUCCAGCGGCCCAGGUUAAUGCGACUCCGCGUUAAAGACCUGCGGCAGUACCUCACACUGAGAAACAUCAACACGGACACCUGCAGGGAGAAAGAGGACCUGGUGGACCUGGUGCUCUGCCAUCUGGGUGCCGAGCUGGAGAUGGGGGAGGAUGAGGAGGAGGAGGAGGAAGAGGAGGCGGAAGCAGAUACGGACAGUCUGCCCUCACUUCCGCGCUCACUCUCCACGCCGCCCGCCUCCGCGGCACGAUCCUCCUCCCAGCAGUCGGCGCUGUCUGUCGCCGUGUCUCAGGGAGAGGCUCUCAGUCGCAGCGAUAGCUCAGGGACAACCAAUCAGGACCAUGGAGAUGCUACAUCAGUUUCCCUCCUCAACCUGGAGCCUCACGACGACAUACUGGAGGCCAGCCCAGCGACGCAGAGGCGAGCACGCGCCUCCCUCUCGGAUCUGUCCCGCGAGGACGACAUCGAGAGCCUGACGGUGCGGCAGCUGAAGGAGAUUCUCGCCCGCAACUUCGUCAACUAUUCAGGCUGCUGUGAGAAAUGGGAGCUGGUGGAGCGCGUCCAUCGUCUCUACAGAGAGAACGAACUCAACAGAAGAUCGAUGGAAAAUGUUAGCAACAGCCUAGCUGCAGUCAAAGUCAUAGCUUACCCUCCUCCUAUAUGCAAUGGAGGUAUUGGAGAUGGUGUGCAAGUAGCUCAGCUGGGCGGCGUUGAUGAGAACCUGUGCCGUAUCUGCAUGGAUGCCGUGAUAGACUGCGUUCUGCUGGAGUGCGGUCACAUGGUCACCUGCACCAAGUGCGGCAAGAGGAUGAGCGAGUGCCCCAUCUGCAGGCAGUACGUGGUGCGGGCGGUGCACGUCUUCAAGUCUUAACGGGUGAGCUUCACCUCUACUGGAAAACCAACACACCAGAUGCUUCCUGCUGGACCGAGCAGGCUGGGGCCGCGACUGGACCAAUGAACUGCCCCUUUAGAUUCAAAGUGGUGGAAACCUGUACUGCGCACACCUUCUUUACAGAGCGGGCAUUUCAUGCUGCCCAUUUUUAUUUGGUCAUUCAUUGACACGUUUGAAAUCAUUUCUGCGGUUACUAACCCAGGGAAGAUGGACGAUUUAGAAGAAUAACGUAUAAAAACAUGAACGUUUAAGUGGUUUACAGUACAUUCCUGUAAACCUUUUGGAAAUGUCUUAUUGUAUGUGCAAUAUUAGAAAUCUUUAUGUGUGCGUGUAGAGAAACCGAUUGCCAUUAAGAUGCAUGUUGUUGUAGCAGCAGUUAAAACCAUUGGCGUGAAGGGGGAACGUACUGUAGGUGCCAAAGUAGAAAUGUGCAGAACGGCUUCUGGAUUAUGUUUUGACGUGCUAUAUUAUUAAUAAGCGUGUUAUUUUCAUGUAUUAAAUCGGCCAUACCACAAAUCAGCAUCCAUGACACCGGAUCAAAUGACCAGCUAGCAGAAGAGUUAUUUUUAGCAAGAUUAUAGAAACUGUAUCGUAUUUUUUCACAGAGUCACUGGAAUCCAGUAUCUGCCACUAUGUAGCUUAUUACUGGAACCUCAAUUACUUUUUUUUAUCAAAUUUUGCAGUAUCUGUCGAACGUCAGGUGUGUGGUUGGUUUGUCUCCAUUGUGCUCCAUAUACAAGUUACUUAAAGGUGUGUCAGAUGAUUGGGUGGUUACCAGGGUAAAGGAAGUUAGGCUGGUCAUGUGAUCUCAACGGUAAGGAAGGUUCACUUUUGUAGACCAAAAACUUUUUGGGAGUCUCACAUGAGUGUACAAUAUUAAAACAUUUGUCAAAGCACUAUUUAUUGGUAUCUAAGUUGGUAAAAAAAAUUCUCAGUGCACCUUUAAGCCUUGGUAGGGUAGGUUUCAUUUGCAAAAUAUUCGGUUUUUAUAGUGGGUCAAAAAGACCAUUUUGAGUUUGAUGUUCUUCAUCUCCAGCAAUACCAUGAAAGACGUCGGUUUUUUGGUGAGUUGUGUUGUUGUACCACAUUUACAUGGCAUAAGAGAUUUCCACAAGAGGUGCUACAUGGAUUUACGUAUCACAGUUCCCUAUUGCGUUCGUGAUUUUAAACCGUUUCUUUCCCUUUUUGUGCAUACUUACAUUUUCUAGAUAACGAUAAAAUAAAAGGAAAGGAAAUUGUUAUUUGAUUCCUCUAGAUGCCCUUUGUUGCUGUGAAUUCUGUAGGCAAACACAAGUUAUUAUCUGUGGUAUUGGCUAGACAAACAAAUAUAAAGGAACGUUUAAUCAAUUAAACAAAUGAUUUUAUAUACAUGUGAAAAAAGUUGUACACAAAGUAUAUGGAUAUAUUCUCCUCUGUUGUCCAGUUUUUCUUGCAUUUUCUUUUAAAUGUUUCGUCCCCCUUCAGCAUUCCAGUUUUUCCUUGAAUGUAAACAAUAUUUAUUUCGUUGUUUAUAUUUUAAACCAGUCACAAAUAAUUAUGUAGUAGAAUUGAUUACAUUCUGGUGUCACAUUCAUGUAUUUCUAUAAUCAGACUAUUUUAUAAUUUGCUUCUAGAACAUCACACCCAUCUGCCCAACACUGACACUGUGCUUGUGUGUAUGUUUCUAAUGCUGCUAUCUCUAAAAGAUGUCACUUGGUAGUAGGCAACUACUCUAGCUGAGCAGACAAGAUUACACUCUUAAUGACUUAAACUGAGCGCUGGAAGACGUUUUGGGAUCUGGUCUUUGUAUUUUGGAAUGUUGAACUUUUUAUUUUGGUAAUUCAAAGAUGAUUUAUUAAAUUUAAUAAAAUAUGGUAACUUGAACUAACAAAAUAAAAGUUUUCUGAUUUCAGUGUUUAUUUUGUUCCUCAGUUGCAAACGAUGAAAUGCUCAUCGGCGCCCUCUAACGCCUGCUAAGUGCAACGCAGUCAUAGGAAUACGUUACUCUCAGUCAGACGCAAGCGGAUGAAAAUAACGUUUUUAUUCAUAGCACAAUACACGGAUAUGGUUGCUGGUUAUUCUGGAGAACGGAUUCGCUAAGGUAUGCCUGUCUGUAUGUGAUAAUGUACUAUAUUUACUCAAUUAUAAGUCUUAACACGAGAGUGAGGAAAAAAGCGGGAAAUCAUAAUUGCUUGAUCCUGUGUAUGGAUAAUGAAUAAUGCUGUGUAUCGUUUUCUGCGCAAAAUAUACUAAAAAUGUUCACACAGUUAAAAUUCGGUUAAGCAAAACAUCAAUACUGGAAAAAAUAUCAGUAUUUAUUCAGUUCAAACAGUGCAAAUACGUUUUUCCCCAGAUAUAUACAUAUUAAAGAAGCCCAGGUAAGUAAUAGUCCUAUGGAAAAAAAGAAUGUACCUUAAGAACAUCUUAUAACAUUAGAAGACGUUACAUCUUAAAUUAACAUUACAAAAACAUCUGCACAGUUACUAUAGCUAGUAUAGAUGGGAUCUGCUUAACUUCCUACUGUGUAGAAAAAAAAUAAACUUUGUACUGACUAAAUACUGUCAAUAAAGUCUAUAUAUAUAUAUUUAUGAGUGCAUGUAAUACUGCACAUAAAAUGUGAAAUCCCUUCUGAUACAAAAAUUAACACUGCAUGACGCUUAACGUUUGCAUGGUAACGAAAAAAGCACAUGCAUUUUGAAUUUUUCUUUU